AUGAUACAAACGCAAGCCACAUUAGCCUGGCGGAUGCGCAAGAAAGUGGGAAAGGGGAGGUCGGCAGGGAAAAGAGGCCCUGCGUGCGCCGCUUAUCCCCCCGUGCUCCUUUGCUUCUCCCCUCCCUCUGCACCCACUUCUCAUCUUCGCUCUGCUCACCCCUCGUUCCCCCUCCUCUCCCCUUUCCCCCCUAUUCCGCUCCCCUUCCACCGCCCCCUCAUCAUCCCCCAUUUCCCUCACCUCCUUUGCCCCUUCAUGUCCGUCCUAACCAUCCCCCAUCCCCCCUCCCUCCCCUCCGCCUUCCCCCACUCACCCCUCAUCUGCCCCCACCCAUUCACUCCUCGUGCGCAUCCCCCAUCCAUCCCUCUUGCCAGGCAACCCACCCACCCAACCCCCCUCCUCCUCCCCCUCCGCCUCCACGCUCUCCUAGUCCCCCCCCAUCUCUCAUUCCACCCCCACUCACCCCUCAUCUGCCCCCACCCAUUCACUCCUCAUGCGCAUCUCUCAUGCGUAACCAACUCCCCCCCCUCCCCCCCCCCCCCCCCCCCCCCCCCCCCCCCCCCCCCCCCCCCCCCCCCCCCCCCCCCCCCCCCCCCCCCCCCCCCCCCCCCAUCUCUCAUUCCACCUCCACUCACCUCUCAUUUCCUCGCAGCUCUCUUUCAAUUCUCUCCACGCCCCUCUCCCGCUCAAUCCCCCAUCUUCCCCUCCUCCCGCCCCUAG
Closterium sp. Naga37s-1 is the source of this 720-nucleotide messenger RNA. The record is from the annotation of a GenBank genome assembly. Lineage: Eukaryota; Viridiplantae; Streptophyta; Zygnematophyceae; Desmidiales; Closteriaceae.